Messenger RNA from Adelges cooleyi (spruce gall adelgid), 1810 nucleotides. RefSeq names its product protein arginine N-methyltransferase 3-like. Bases 164 to 1702 code for a protein of 512 amino acids. The transcript has 8 exons. Gene Ontology annotation, molecular function: protein-arginine N-methyltransferase activity. The record is from RefSeq and is a predicted model, not a curated record. Gene Ontology annotation, cellular component: nucleus. Gene Ontology annotation, biological process: peptidyl-arginine methylation. Lineage: Eukaryota; Metazoa; Arthropoda; Insecta; Hemiptera; Adelgidae.
UUUUUAAAGUUAAAAUGACGUUCUUUUGAUUUCAUAGCACUUCGAUGCUCGCUGUAAAUCGUUAAGUACUUUUUACUUUCAAAUAGUUUCUAGUGUCUCUUAUAUUUAAAACCUAUAUUAUUAAUAAAUUCAUAAUAUUUUUUGGCUAAUAGUUAUUUAAGUUAUGUCUAUAGAUUCGGAUUCAGAUCAUAGUUUUGGUGACUGGGUAGAAAAUGGACCUAGUUCAGUAAAAUGUUUAUUUUGUGAACAGUUAUACGACGAUGUUUCUGAAGCAAUGGUGCACUGUGCUAAAGACCACAAUUUUGACUUUUCAGCAGUAAAGCGAAAAUAUAAUAUGGACUUUUAUUCAUAUAUAAAAUGUGUAAAUUAUAUAAGGUUACAAAUACAAAAUGAACAUUUUAAUCCAAGUCAAAUUUUUGAAACUGAGUCUCAACCCUGGACUGAUGAGAAGUACUUGAAUCCAGUAAUAAAAGAUGAUCCUUGGUUAAUGAUAGAUAUUGAUGAUGUUAUUGAAGACGAUAAAGAAACAGAAUCUGGGUUUACUGUGAAUUUUGAAAAUAAUCAAUUUACGUUAUCUUCAGAACAUUUUAGCCAUAUACAAAAGAAAAUACAAACUGUUACAAAACAGUUAGAAUUAAAAGAAAAGGAGCUCGCUGAUGCUCAUGAGCAAAUUAUUCAAAUGAAGAAUACUUUGACAAAAGUUUUAUCAACUAAAACAGAAGAUUCAAUAAACACAGCAUCGUCUAUAAACUUAGAAGAUGAUCAAAGCUAUUUUGGUUCUUAUUCGUCAGUCGAUAUACAUUUUGAAAUGCUUAAGGACAAAGUAAGAACUCAAAGUUAUUGUUCAGCUAUACUACUCAAUGCACCCAAAUUUGCUGGAAAAACUGUGUUGGAUUUAGGAACGGGUAGUGGAAUAUUAUCUAUGUUUAUGGCUAAAGCACGAGCAGCCAAAGUUUUUGCUGUUGAUGAAGCUGAUAUUAUGUAUAAUGCAAUAGAUAAUUUCAGGGAAAAUGGAUUUGAAAGUAUUAUUGUACCAAUUAAAGGGAGAAUUGAAGAUGUUACUUUACCAGUUGAAAAAGUUGAUGUUAUCGUUUCCGAGUGGAUGGGGUAUUUCUUACUCUUUGAAUCCAUGUUGGAUAGUCUAAUAUUUGCCCGUAAUAAGUUUUUGAAUAAAGGCGGCGUUAUUUUACCUAAUGAGUGUAAUUUAUUCAUCAGUGGUGUUAGUGAUACUGAAAAAUACAAUGAAGUAUUGGGCUUUUGGUCAGACGUGUAUGGCUUUCAUAUGCCAUCGCUGAAAACUGAAACUCUAAACAAGGCACAUAUAGAUAUUGUACCUGCAGAUUGUAUUGUUACCGAAGAAGUUAAACUUUGUACUUUCAAUAUGUAUACAUGUGAUACAAAUUCUACCAAUUUUAAAGUCCAAUUUCAACUAAACAUCACUAAAACUUGUCCGUUGACAAGCAUUGUUGGGUAUUUUGACUCAAUAUUUGAGAAUGAAAAUUCUAUUACCAUGUCCACGGCACCACAAAGUAUUCCCACACAUUGGAAACAGACAGUUUUUCUUCUACCUGAUCCAAUUAACGUGACUAAAGGUGAUAUACUGGAUGGAGAAUUCCAGUGUAUAAGAAAUAUAAAACAAGUAAGGUCAUUGAUUGCAACAAUUUCCAUUAAUAAUAAGACAUAUUCUUAUAAUAUAUCAUAAGUAAAAUAUGUAUCAUUAGAGUACUUCUUUAUAUAAUAUAUUAUUUUGUUAACUACAAAAAUAAAAAUUUAUAUAUAUGGCCUAUUUUUGUUAGCCAAAAAAAAAAAA